AACCCUAUUAAUCUGCAAGUUACAAAUAGAAAUGUCAAUUGCUGCCUAUCGGUGGUUUAAAUUAAUAGUUUAUUCGUUCUUUACAUGACAGAACAUCGUUUUUAUUUGAUAAAUUAGAUACGUAACCAUGAAUUCGGGAAGUGAAUUGCCAAAUCUUGAUAAGAUUUUUCGAGACGAAGACGAGCCAGAUUUUUUACCGUCUGGAGGAUCUAGUUUAGCUGCUAUUUUUGGGUUACAAGUUAAAUCAUCAGACAGUCAUUCUUUAACAAAGCAACAGGUUAUCAAGAAACCAGGCAGUACACGUAAUCUACAGCAAAUAGCUCCAAACAAAACGGAGGUCAUAAUUGCAAAAGCAGUACAUGCAUUUAAAUUACAAAAUGGAGCUUAUGUAUCAGUCGGCAAGCUUGGUAUGGCACUUACAGGAAAUAUUGCAACAAAAGUAUAUCAGAUUAUCUUGUACAAGAGUAAGCAAGAUCAUGUAUCCACUGUAACAGUGACACCCAAUUUUAUAUAUAUAGUACAGCCGAAUAAUUACUCCAGUUAUUACGAUUAUAACAAGGAGAACUGGUCAAUUUUAUUUGAAAAUAAUGUUGUUUGUAUGGAGUUUGCCAAAGAAAUUGGGUUAGCUCGAUAUUUCUCAAACGAUGGAAGAAUAGAGAAUGUAUUUUAUCAGGAUUUAUCACCCAUAAAUAAAGAUACAAUAGCAAAAAAAGGAGAUAGUGUCAAUAUCAAAUAUUUUAUUGCCUCGGAAAUAACACAGCCUUUUAAAUGUAACUCCACACUAUUACAAACAAUGACAAUAGAAAUAUCUACAGAUGAUAAUUGGGAGAAGAUACUUUUAGGAAACAGCAAAGGAUUGAAAAGAAUUUUGUUUUUGCCACCUAGCAAACAGAUAAGCUUAGGUCCUGGGUUUCCUAAAGAGAAAGAUGUUGUAUUGGAAAUAGAAAUAAUGAAUAUACAGUCAAAGGAAGAAGUUACUCAAUUGUGUAAAGUUGCAAGCGAUAAAGCAUCUAUCAUAUCAAGAAUGGCAAAAAUGGGUCAGUCUAUGUUGCCAAAAAUACCUACGUCCACUACUACUGACUCUGAAGAUACAGAGGAUGACAUACCACACAAAACACCACCACGCCAAAGGAAGGUGGAAUCAUCAGAAGGUGGAUUUCAAAAGAAGCUUUUAUCACAAGAAUCUGAAGAAGAAACACCAAGAAAUGUACAUCGAAUACCAAAAUCAAAAGAUGAUGUGCCUGUAACAAAUGUUGCUUGUAAACCUUUUGUUGCUGCAUCCACUUUUACUCCUCAGUGGUCUCCUACACAAAUUCAGCCAAAUUUUGUUACUCUGGAUGGUCAAGUAUAUUCAUUACAGCCACAAAGUGUAACUCCAGCAAUAUCAUCUAUCGUAGAUCCAGGAUUAAAUAUGUUGUUAUCGGAGACUAGAAUGACAAAUACAGAACUUAGAAUGGGAAUGUCAAAGAUAGCGGAUAAUGUUCAGAAGUUGCUCGAUAAGUUUCAUGUUCUUGAACUUCAAAAUGCUACAUCCCCUAUAAAAGAUCAAACAACUUUGGAUGCUGCUUUGAGAAUGUUGUUGAUUACAACUGCAUCCCAAACUGAAGAAAAGGAUAAACAGCUACAAAAAAGUUCUGACGUUGUAAUUACCAAAAGUUCUACAGAACUAAAUGAAAUCAAAAGAAAAAUAAGUCUACUCGAGGAAGAAUUGAAAAAGUCAGAAGAAGCAUUAAUUGCCAGCGUAGAAUGUACGAAAAACCUUGGUAGUCAGAAAGAGGCUUUUGCACAGAUGAAUGAAUGCUUAAGUAAAAAUAUUCAAGAAUUAGAACUGUCAUUAAAGGAGACAAAUCACGAACAUAAUAAAACAAGGAACGUUUUAAAACAAUUUAAAGAACUUAAUGCUAAAUAUGCAGAAGACAGAGUUGCGUUAGAAAGUAAAAUCACUAAGCUUGUUGAGCAAUGCAAUUCUCUAACUUCUGUAGGUUCUAUGGAAGAGAAGAAUAAUGACAACAAAAACAAGGAAAUCAAACAUAUAAUGAACAAAAUUUAUCAUACCCUUAUGGAUAAAUUUGUUGAUGAAUCAUAUCCUACCACUUAUAUAAAAUCAACAAUUGCAAAUGUAAUGAAGAAUGCUACAUUACAAGUCUUAUAUACCACUGAUGAGAAAAAUGAUAAAGGUGAAGCAGUGGUUAUCAGAAGUAUAGAAACUGAUACUUUAAAAACAUCUAGCAUAGAAACAGAGAAUUCUGUCUCAAUUAUUUUUACAGCUCAAUCAUCAAAGCACUCUGAUGUUUCAGAAAAUAUUAAUACAUCAUCCAUCUUAUCACAAGACGAACCACCGCCCAUUCCUCCAAUGGAUACUGAAGAUGAAAAUGACUGGCUACAUUGA
This is a messenger RNA of Dufourea novaeangliae, 2389 nucleotides long. RefSeq names its product FK506-binding protein 15. The coding region runs from base 128 to 2389 and encodes 753 amino acids. The transcript is spliced from 12 exons. NCBI's taxonomy places the organism in Eukaryota, Metazoa, Arthropoda, Insecta, Hymenoptera, Halictidae. The record is from RefSeq and is a predicted model, not a curated record.